Messenger RNA from Aureobasidium subglaciale EXF-2481, 1234 nucleotides. RefSeq lists its product as uncharacterized. The record is from RefSeq and is a predicted model, not a curated record. The transcript is spliced from 7 exons. Bases 74 to 1234 code for a protein of 386 amino acids. Lineage: Eukaryota; Fungi; Ascomycota; Dothideomycetes; Dothideales; Saccotheciaceae. Gene Ontology annotation, biological process: phospholipid metabolic process. Gene Ontology annotation, molecular function: phosphatidate phosphatase activity.
CUUUUUCCACCAAACCAUUGCCUGCAAAAGUGGUGAUAUCGUCAGUGCAUGAUCUGGUGUUGUUUCUACAGGAAUGCUAAUUCGUAGCAGAUAUAUCUUGGACUAUGUGAUUAUCGUUAUUCUUGCCAUCCUGUUCCUUGCAAUUGACAAGGUCGACGGAUUUCGACAACACUUCGCGCUUCAGAACUACACAUUGCAGUAUCCGUAUGCGGUACACGAACGAGUACCAGCAGGAGUAUGCUAUGUCAUCGUCGUCAUGUGCCCCGCUGCCAUAAUUUGUUUCUGGACUCUGGUCAUUGACGGUCUUUUUGCGCACUCACAACCCACAGACGCCGAGGGCACAGGUAGAAGACUCGGACGCUAUAGACUUGUGGACAGAUUAUGGGAACUCAAUUGUGGCAUUCUUGGCCUGGCUCUAUCAGAAGGUACCGCUUUCGUCAUCACUGGUGCACUGAAAAACACCGUCGGUAAGCCGCGUCCCGAUCUUAUCGACAGGUGCCAGCCUAGGGCCGGAUCGGUCGACCCAUCACCCUACGGCUUGUCAAACUCGACGAUAUGUACACAGACAGAUAUGAGUAUCCUCAGAGAUGGCUUCAGGAGCUUUCCUUCAGGACAUUCUAGCAGCUCAUUUGCUGGACUGUUCUAUCUGUCGUUGUACUUGGCAGCCAAGCUCCACAUCUGGGAUUCGAGAGGUGAAGUAUGGAAGAUCUUUGUUGUCAUGAUCCCAACUCUCGGCGCUGCCUUGAUCGCAGCUAGUAGGAUCAUGGACGCGAGGCAUCACCCCUUCGAUGUGAUCACGGGCAGUAUGCUUGGUAUAGCGUGUGCUUGGGUGUCCUACCGUCAAUAUUUCCCAGCAGUCAGUGAGACCUGGCGCAAAGGACGUGCAUACCCCAUCAGGACCUGGGGGCAAGGAACGGCACCACCUCCAGCCGCCAUGUCAACCGCGUAUGAACCGUACGGUAGACAAGGAUCUGAUACGCAAGAAUCGCUGUCACAACGAAGGCAUCCUCAGCACUCCAGACACGCGGGCUCAGACAGCCAAGCGAUGCUGGCGACGCAUGCAGCACCGUUGCCAUCUGGGGGAUUAGCUGGGACGGCGGCUGAAAGGCGGCGUGACGAGUGGGACGCGUCCUCAGCAGAGGAGGAUGAGUUCGAGUUGCAACAACAGCCCAGAUAUCCACCAGGGGCGGUGAUGGGAGGGUCGACAGCGUAUAAGUCCGCGGAAGACAUUUGA